Zingiber officinale is the source of this 1484-nucleotide messenger RNA. RefSeq lists its product as uncharacterized. Bases 138 to 1307 code for a protein of 389 amino acids. The record is from RefSeq and is a predicted model, not a curated record. NCBI's taxonomy places the organism in Eukaryota, Viridiplantae, Streptophyta, Magnoliopsida, Zingiberales, Zingiberaceae. The transcript has a single exon.
GAGAAUGUGGAUGUAGCUCGCCUCUGUUUGCCUUUAAAAGAGCAAGUACAUGUUCUUGUUCCACACGCUCUCGGCUCGCUGCCAACUGCCCUCAAAAGCAUCGCCCUGUUUAGUGAUAAAUCACGCCCCACCGUGUCAUGGUGGACGUCGAUCGUCGAAUGUGCGCCGUCGGCCCGGCCCACGCCGCUGGCCUUCGCCGCCUCUCUGCUCGCGCCGCCACUGCCCACGCGGCUUCAUCCACGACCCACCGCCUUGGCGUCCUCUCGCUCCGCCCCCUCGCUGAGAACGUCCUCUCCCACCUCCUCGCCGCAUCCGUCCCGCUCUGCCCGGGACUCUCCGAGCCGGAGCUCGCCCGCCUCGAGGCCGACCUCGCCUUCUGCUUCCCCCCGGACCUCCGCGCCCUCCUCGCGCUCGCGCUCCCCUCUGGCCCCGGAUUUCCUGACUGGCGCGGCGCCCCCGGUUCCGGUCUCCUGCUUCGCCUCCCUCGCGCCGCGGCCGCUCUCCAGGUCGCCCGCGGCUCCUUGUGGCCGCACUCAUGGGGCUCCCGCCCUGUCGACCCUGCGCGGGCCCUCCGCCGGGCUCGUGCCGCUCUGCGCCGCGCGCCGUUACUGGUACCGCUCUUCGGCCGCUGCUACCUCCCCUGUUUCCCUUGUCUCGCCGGGAACCCUGUUUUCUACGUCGACGACUCCCGUAUCUUCUGCUGCGCCCUCGACAUCGCCGAUUUCUUCCAGCGCCAUUCCGCAUUUUCUCCGCACCCGAGUUUCACUCCCCCUUUCCCCAGCCUCGAAGCCGCUCGAUGGAUCGAGUUCUGGAGCGACGCCGCUUCCGAUCGCCGCCACCGUAACUCCUCUUCUUCGUCGUCGUCCGCUUCCUCUCCUUCUUACACUUCGUCGCCGCCUCCAGAUCCGGAUCGGUUCGUGGAGAUCCGGACUCCAAGGCUGCCGGACUGGGUCGGGGGCUACUUGGACGGCAUCGGCUCUGUCUUGAGGCAAGGCGGCUGGGGCGAAUCGGACGUCCAGGAGAUGGUCCACGUACCUGUCUCCAUCGUCUUCGACGGCGGCGACGAGCGCGACGCUACGGCUGGAAUAUUGGUCGACCCCGAGGCGGCGCUCGACGCACUGCUCGUGAAGGCGAGCCGCUGCUCAGAUUCACUCCACCAGGCGGGAUGGUGCCCCGACGACGUCUACGACGCGCUGGGAAUCGAGCCCCACCGGCGAAGGGGGAGGGAGGAACAGUCGGCGGUGAAGCUACCGCCUGCCAUGGCGCUCAGGGUGGCGAAGCUCGCGCAGGCAGUGGCCCGAUCCUAAGUGGCGGUGUCCGGAUUCAAAUUUGUGUCCUUUUCAUUUAUGUUUUUCUCUUUUGUUUUCUAAUUUAUUACAAAACUUAGACAGCGUCUAAAAUCUAAAGAAAAUGGGAAGGAGCAAGCAAGAGGCACAUUGUGAUAAAUAUACAUGCAUUAUCAAUCUCUGUGAUUAUUAUCGCAA